CCUCUAGCCCUAGUGAGGUUACCCCUGCCUAGCCUCUCCCUCUCCCUCUCCCUGCCCCUCCACCCCACCUCACCUCAUCCCCGGUGAGGUGUCCCCUUCCCCCCGACCCCACCCCUGGUGAGGUCCCCCAGGUGAGGUGUCCCCCCCCCGCCCGGCCGCCACCACGUCUGCGGAGUGGGUCCAGGCCCCCCCCUCCCCGGGGGCGACUAGUGAGGAGUUGUCGGAGCCGCUGGACGGGAAGCAGCUGGAGAACGAUGCGGAGGGCGUGUGGAGCCCCGACAUCGAGCAGAGCUUCCAGGAGGCGCUCGCCAUCUACCCACCCUGCGGACGCCGCAAGAUCAUCCUCUCCGACGAGGGAAAGAUGGAGGAAUGAGCUGAUAGCGCGCUACAUCAAGCUGCGGACGGGGAAGACGCGGACGCGGAAACAGGUCUCCAGUCAUAUCCAGGUCCUGGCGCGGCGGAAGGCUCGGGAGAUCCAGGUGAAGCUGAAGGACCAGGUUGCCAAAGACAAGGCCCUCCAGAGCAUGGCCACCAUGUCCUCCGCACAAAUCAUCUCCCCCACUGCCUUUCAGAACAAGAUGGUGCUGCAGGGGCUGCCACGGCCAGCGUACCCCACGCACACUGGGUUCUGGCAUGGCGCUCUACCAGGACAGCCUGCAGGCCCUGAAGACAUCAAACCCUUUGCCCAACAGAGCUACGCCAUGCAGGCGUCCGGCCCGCCUCCCAUCACAGGUUACGAGAGCACGGCGGGCUUGUCGAUGUCCCCCAGUGCUCCCCCAUGGCAGGGCCGCAGCAUCGCCAGCUCCAAGCUCCGCAUGCUGGAGUUCUCAGCUUUCCUGGAGCAGCCGCAGGACUCGGAGACAUUCAAUAAGCAUCUGUUUGUCCACAUCGGCCAGUCCAACCCGACCUUCGGCGAUCCCUACCUGGAAGCGGUGGACAUCCGGCAGAUUUACGACAAGUUCCCGGAGAAGAAGGGCGGCCUGAAGGAGCUGUUUGAGAAGGGGCCCCCCAACGCCUUCUUCCUCGUCAAGUUCUGGGCUGACCUGAGCAUCAACCUGCAGGACGACAGUAACUACUUCUACGGCGUCUCCAGCCAGUACGAGAGCUCCGACAACAUGAUCAUCACCUCCUCUACCAAGGUCUGCUCCUUCGGGAAACAGGUGGUGGAAAAAGUGGAGACGGAGUAUGCGCGGUUCGAGGGCGGCCGCUACGUGUUCCGGAUCCACCGCUCUCCGCUGUGUGAAUACAUGAUCAACUUCAUCCACAAACUCAAACACCUGCCAGAGAAAUACAUGAUGAACAGCGUACUGGAGAACUUCACCAUACUACAGGUGGUGACGAAUAGAGACACUCUGGAGACGCUGAUGUGUGUGGCGUACGUGUUUGAGGUGUCCACCAGUGAGCACGGGGCACAGCACCAUAUUUACCGACUCAUUAAGGAUUGAGAGGAGGAGGAGGGAGGCGGGAGGAGAAGACCUCUCCUCAUGGAGCAGGAAGAGACCUCCUUGGAGGAGCAGGAAGAGGGAGGAGGGAGGAGGAGGAGGAAGGCGGGAGGAGGAGAUCUCUCCUCAUGGAGCAGGAGGAGGGAGGCGGGAGGAGAAGACAUCUUCUCUUGGAGCAGCAGGAGGAGGGAGGAGUAGGAGUAGGAGGGAGGAGGGAGGACACCUCUUCUCUUGGAGCAGGAGGAGGAGGGAGGAGGAGGAGGGAGGAGACCUCUUCUCUUGGAGCAGGAGGAGGAGGGAGGAGGAGGAGGGAGGAGACCUCUUCUCUUAGAGCAGGAGGAGGGAGGCGGAGACCUCUCCUCGUGGAGGAGCAGCAAGAGGAGGAGGGAGUAGACCUCUCCUCGUGGAGCAGCAAGAGGAGGAGGGAGUAGACCUCUCCUCGUGGAGCAGCCUGUUACAGUACCACUACUAGCCACAGAACUAGCACAAGCAACCAGCGAAAACCUCCAGCACAUCAUCACAUUACAACCACCACAACCUCCCCUGUCCUCUCUCUCUCUCUCUCUCUCUCUCUCUCUCUCUCUCUCUCUCUCUCUCUCUCUCUCUUUCUCUCUCUCUCUCUCUCUCUCUCUCUCUCUCUUCAACACUGGACUGCAGUUCUAAUCCAGCUCUCCUCACGUCAGAGUGUCAAGUUAACACUGGGUCCUGGGAGUCAAGUUAACACUGGGUCCUGCUAACGUCUGUCUAGGCAACAACAUCCAGCCAAGACGAGGCUGAAAGACUAACAGAUUGCGGUUACUAUGAGAUGGAUGUGGACGAGGUGAAUCUGCUUUGGCCGUCUCAGGAGCUGGGGUAGAGCUGGGUGUGCAGUACCUACCACACUCUGGAGGUGAAACAGAAACAGACCUUACACAUGCCUCAGAGCCUUUUUUAUCUGGGCUUUUCAGUUGUUUGUUCAUUUUUUUACUGCCAGAGCCACACUUUAAGAUGUUGCAUGAUUCUUCUCCCCAGUGUCUCUCUGAAACCUUCCCUUGCUCAUUUCUUUUAAAUAGCGUGUGCUUGUAUUUCCUGCUCAUUCAUUUUUAUUCCCACAAACAAACAAACACUCCCGUUGCAUAGACAGACAGACAGACAGACAGACAGACAGACAGACAGACA
Engraulis encrasicolus (European anchovy) is the source of this 2600-nucleotide messenger RNA. RefSeq names its product transcriptional enhancer factor TEF-3-like. Bases 255 to 1445 code for a protein of 396 amino acids. The transcript has 11 exons. Gene Ontology annotation, molecular function: DNA-binding transcription factor activity, RNA polymerase II-specific; RNA polymerase II cis-regulatory region sequence-specific DNA binding. Gene Ontology annotation, cellular component: transcription regulator complex. NCBI's taxonomy places the organism in Eukaryota, Metazoa, Chordata, Actinopteri, Clupeiformes, Engraulidae. Gene Ontology annotation, biological process: hippo signaling; embryonic organ development; regulation of transcription by RNA polymerase II. The record is from RefSeq and is a predicted model, not a curated record.